Molecule: messenger RNA, 1939 nt
Organism: Zeugodacus cucurbitae (melon fly)
Lineage: Eukaryota; Metazoa; Arthropoda; Insecta; Diptera; Tephritidae
Exons: 1
Coding region: 59-1855 (598 amino acids)
Source: RefSeq, a predicted model, not a curated record
UUCUAAGCGAUAAGAAUUCGGUGGUCUAAUUUAUAUUCCAAUUUGUUUUCGCACAAAAAUGAUUUGGUAUCGCUCUUACAUUUGUUUACUGUUCUUGUUGCUUGGCUUUGCAUUGUGCGCUGAACCAGAGAACUCAUCCCACAUCGCAGUUUCUGAAGGGAGAAAGUUUUUUGUUCACCAAGGUGUGCAAAACCGCACUGAAAUUCCCGUUAACAUCAAAGUUAUUACCGUAAAACGUAUGAAGCAUAAUAAAUAUCGACUUCCACGUCCGACCCCAAAACGUCGCAGGCCGUCAUAUCAGCGACCCCCAUCAGCUCUGUAUCCAAUACCGCCUGCAGUUUAUCCAAGGCCACCACCACAAUACUCGUACGUAUCGCCACCAUGGUAUUUGCCGUAUCAGCAACAACCAUAUCCGCUACCGCCAUACGUGCCGCCCUUUAUGUGGUCUCCUACGGGUCCAAGACCAUUGCCCGGUUUGCAGCCUGUGCCUGCACCUUCACCAGCACCUGAGCCAUUGCCGUCACCAUCGCCGUCUCCUUCGCCAUCGCCUUCUCCUUCACCACCGCCUUCUGCUUCACCACCGCCUUCUCCGUCACCACCGCCUUCUCCUUCACCACCGCCUUCUCCAUCACCACCGCCUUCUCCUUCACCACCGCCUUCUCCAUCACCAUCGCCUUCUCCAUCACCACCACCCUCUCCAUCACCAUCUCCAUCGCCUUCUCCCUCACCAUCUCCACCACCAUCGCCAGGAUCUUCGUCUCUCCCAUUACAAGAUCCAUUUCCCGAAUCGAUACAUUCACAACCAGAGCCAUCAACAACGUUUUCUCAAUCAACCGGGCCAACACUAUCACCAGCUCUAUUUGAAAUUCCACAGCCAGCAAUUUCAACGUCACUAAUAGAGUUACCUCCACCAUAUAAAUCACCCAUCGCUGACGUAGAUAGUUCCAUUUCCAGUCCAUUGCUAACGAAAGGCGAUUUCUGCGAAGUCGUCGUAUUUUUGUGCAAUCUCGACGAUAAUCCCGAUAUACCUGAACCCCCUGAGCAAUUUUGUGAACUCUUCAAUCCCUCAUGUGCUGCCUCGAACUUAAUAAGCUCGCCUACUCAGGCACUUACUUGGCUCUGCGAAAUGUUUCCUUCGCACUGGAUGUGCAACGCGCCCGUGAAGACGCCUAUUAAGUUUUGCAAGCAAUUUGCAAGUCAUUGGACCUGCUUAACAAAUGAAGAGUUUAUCGAUUUCAAUGCGCUCUUAGAGCCCACACCCGAACGACCUAAACAGGUGAAAUGGUUUUGCCAGCAAUUCCCUAACGAUUGGAUGUGUGAAGAUCCGGUGACGUCUCCGCCAGGUUUCUGUGAAAAAUUCCCCACACAUUGGGCGUGCGCAGCGCAAGAAGAAUUCAUGGGAGACAAUUCACAACCGCCAGCAGGACUCGAAACCUUCUGCAAUCUUGUACCGAAUUAUUGGAUGUGCGAGAGUCCGCUGCAACCACCACUCGGGUUUUGUGAGACUUAUCCACGAAAUUGGGCUUGUCAGACACAGUUAGCGAACGCUGAAGUGCAACCGCCUUUGUGUGUCUACUUCCCAUGGAUUUGUGAAGAUCCAACCAUAUCCAGCAUUGACAAACACCGUCCAGUUCACUCGUUACCCAUUGAUGUAUUACUAAAGUACUCAGAUCUAAAAAUACGACAAAGCGGCAGCAUAAGCAUACCAUCUGAGCUCUUCAAAGUGAAGCGGCACAAGACUGCUGUUCAGUCGUUUACGAAACCGGUUCGUGUGACUAGGCCAAAUAAGAGUGUCUACAAGCCGCCGCUUUCAGAUAACAAAAAACGUGUUGCUGAUUUGGAUUGGUUAGAAUAAGAUCGUUUUGUGUUCCGCUUUUAACACUUACUUAAGAAAUUGAAAAUUGUUGUUAUUUUAGGUUAUGUUGAGUUCAUGACUAUU